Lycium barbarum (goji berry) is the source of this 3369-nucleotide messenger RNA. RefSeq names its product probable inactive ATP-dependent zinc metalloprotease FTSHI 4, chloroplastic. The coding region runs from base 96 to 2630 and encodes 844 amino acids. Gene Ontology annotation, biological process: proteolysis. Gene Ontology annotation, molecular function: ATP binding; ATP hydrolysis activity; ATP-dependent peptidase activity. Gene Ontology annotation, cellular component: chloroplast thylakoid. The transcript has 17 exons. The record is from RefSeq and is a predicted model, not a curated record. Lineage: Eukaryota; Viridiplantae; Streptophyta; Magnoliopsida; Solanales; Solanaceae.
UCUUUUCCAUUUGUACUCUAGGCGGAGCCAGAAUAAAUAGUAAAAGAUAAGAGGAGAGUGGAAGAAGACGUAUGAGCUAGCUAAUCGAAGAAGACAUGACAUCCCACAUUCAUUUGCUAAAACCCUCUUCCAACCCUGCUAAAACCCUACCCACAUACCAUCAACACUCAUCUCCAUUCACCGCUUUCAAUUUAAAGCUAAAACCUCGCACAAAUUGCCUCUGUAUUGGCUCCAAAAAAGCCCUCAAUAAUAUCCAGGCUUGUAAAGCUACUUCCACUUCCACUUCCAACUCAGUUAAUGAUGAAAAUGAGUCAGCUCAGCUACUUUUUGAGAAACUGAAGGAGGCAGAGCGUGAACGCAUAAAUAAUUUAGAGGAGUUUGAAAGAAAGGCAAAUGUUCAAUUAGAGAGGCAGCUUGUGCUGGCUUCGGAAUGGAGUAGGAAAUUGCUGGCCAUGCAGGGAAAGUUGAAGGGGACAGAGUGGGAUCCUGAAAAUUCUCAUAAGAUAGACUAUAGUGAAUUUCAAAAGCUUCUGAAUGCAAACAAUGUGCAGUUUAUGGAGUAUUCAAACUACGGGCAGACGGUUUCAGUAAUUCUGCCAUACUACAAGGAUGGAAAAACAGAAGGUUCAGGAGGGGACUCUAAAAAGGAAAUUGUCUUCAAGCGUCAUAUCGUUGACCGGAUGCCAAUAGAUAGCUGGAAUGAUGUUUGGAGGAAGUUGCAUCAACAGCUUGUAAAUGUUGAUGUGUAUAAUGUGAAUAACAUCCCUGCUGAAGUUUACUCUAGUGUCGCGACAGCAGUUGUGUGGUCUAUGCGGCUGGCCCUUUCAGUUCUCUUAUACAUUUGGAUUGAUAAUAAGAUGAGACCAAUUUAUUCAAAACUAAUACCCUGCGAUUUGGGCAGCCCUCCCAAAAAGAUAAGAGAGCCACUCAAGCAGAAGGCCCUUGGUUCAUUAGGAAAGAGCCGUGCAAAAUUCAUUUCAGCAGAAGAAAAAACUGGUAUAACUUUUGAUGAUUUUGCUGGCCAAGAAUAUAUUAAGAGAGAACUGCAAGAGAUUGUUCGAAUACUGAGGAAUGAAGAUGAGUUUCAAGACAAAGGAAUUUAUUGCCCAAAAGGUGUGCUUCUCCAUGGUCCUCCCGGAACUGGCAAAACACUUCUGGCAAAAGCUAUAGCUGGAGAAGCGGGAUUACCUUUUUUUGCUGCUAAUGGUACUGAUUUUGUUGAGAUGUUUGUUGGUGUGGCUGCUUCACGUGUGAAGGACCUUUUUGCCAGUGCCAGGUCAUUUGCUCCUUCUAUUAUUUUCAUUGACGAGAUAGAUGCAAUUGGCAGCAAACGUGGUGGACCGGAUAUUGGUGGGGGUGGUGCAGAGAGGGAACAAGGGCUUCUUCAGAUACUGACAGAAAUGGAUGGAUUUAAAGUGUCAACGUCACAGGUCUUAGUUAUUGGUGCAACCAAUAGAUUGGAUAUUCUUGAUCCUGCCCUGUUACGAAAGGGUCGCUUUGACAAGAUUAUUAGGGUUGGUUUGCCCUCAAAAGAUGGUAGAUUGGCCAUAUUGAAGGUGCACGCUCGAAACAAAUUUUUCCGGUCAGAAGAGGAAAAGGACACUUUAUUGCAGGAAAUUGCAGAGCAAACAGAAGAUUUUACUGGAGCUGAACUUCAAAAUAUAUUGAAUGAAGCUGGAAUUUUGACUGCGAGGAAAGACUUGGACUAUAUAGGACGAGAUGAACUUCUUGAGGCAUUGAAGAGGCAAAAGGGCACAUUUGAAACGGGUCAAGAAGAUAGUACUGAGGUCCCUGAGGAGUUAACACUAAGACUAGCUUACAGAGAAGCUGCUGUUGCAGUUCUUGCAUGUUACCUUCCAGAUCCCUACCGACCAUUCAGUGAGACGGAUAUCAAAUCCAUCCGUAGUCAGCCCAAUAUGCAAUUCGUUGAGAUUGGAGGCAGAGUGUUUAAAAGGAAAGCAGAUUAUGUGAACUCAAUAGUCCGUGCCUGUGCUCCCAGAGUAAUUGAGGAAGAAAUGUUUGGAGUCGACAAUCUAUGCUGGAUCUCUGCAAAAGCAACUUUAGAAGCUUCCAGGCUAGCAGAAUUUUUGAUAUUGCAGACAGGGUUGACUGCCUUUGGAAGGGCUUAUUACAGAUACCAGAGAGAUCUCUUACCAAAUCUCCCUGCUAAAAUUGAAGCACUUAGAGAUGAGUAUAUGCGAUAUGCAGUGGAGAAAUGUUUAUCUAUUCUAAAGGAGAACCACGAUGCUGUGGAGACAAUUACAGAUGUGUUGCUUGAGAAAGGAGAGAUCAAAGCCGAUGAAAUUUGGAGCAUAUACAAAAGCUCACCUAAAAGUCCUCAGCCUACUGUGAGUCCCAUCGAUGAAUAUGGAGCCCUUAUAUAUGCUGGACGGUGGGGAGUCCAUGGAGUUUCACUUCCAGGGAGGGUGACGUUUGCACCUGGGAAUGUUGGAUUUGCAACUUUUGGUGCACCAAGACCUAUGGAGACCCAGAUAAUUAGUGAUGAAACAUGGAAGCUAGUAGAUGGCAUUUGGGAUAAAAGGGUCGAGGAAAUGAAAGCUGCUGUAUCACUAGAAAUUGAAGAAGACAAGGAGAAGCCAAAACUUCUGAUGGCCAGUCAUUUCCUAUAGCAUCCAAAUAGCAGAUACAGGUUUUCUUCAUAAUGAUGCAAAGUCAAAAGUGCGGCAAGCAAGUUGGAUGGAGGGGGUAUUUAUCAAUGUUCCUCGUUCUGAUUGACAAAAUUGGUUGCAGGCAGGCUGCGGCACUCUUCGAUCCUUGUUUGUUCUAGAUGUGAGCAGCCAAGCAUUCACGUCUCGAAGAAGUGUCUUGACAUCUGUAGCAUAUCCAUCACUUUUGAGAUCAGAGCUAGUCUCCGGCUAUGCUAUGCAUAUUUUCAUGAGAGGUUUGGAUGGUGAUAAAUUGUUUCGACGAGGCUAGCCUUAAACGUUAGCCACUUAUGGAGUGCUUUGGAGAAGCACCGAGCUGAAAAUUAACAUCCCCAGUAGCACAACGAAGAGGAGCUCAAGAGUGGUGAAGAAAUUGUUCUAAAUGAUGGGAUGCAAGGUGCCCUUUUAGUCCAAUCAGUCGAUCAACUCACCUGGAUCCCAAACUGGUUAUGAAGGUGCCUUUUAGUUAAAUUUUGUAUAUUAUUCCAACACCAACUCCAAGCUCCUUUCCUGUCCCUUAAGCCCCAUCCGAAAUUUUGUAAUAGCUGGAGAUUCAACUUCCUCUGCUUCGAAAUAGUGUUGCGGAGAUUAUAGUGGUGAUACCAUUAUCGUAAUCAAUUCUAGGUCAGUGGCAGUUUGCUAUAUACUGAACUGAUAUUCAUUGCUUUUUAUCAUCAGUUAGGACGAUUAAAUUCGAUAGUUA